UUUUUUUUUUUUUAAGCUUCCUUACUUGAGUGAACUGAAGGACCCCGGAGCUGAUGUUGGGAGCCCCACGCAGCUGACUGCUCCAUUCAUUGCUUUGAAGGAGAAGCGGAGGCAGCCUCCCUCUGCUCCUCUCUGCUCCCCCUCCUCUCUCCUCUCUCCGUUUGUCUUGUUGUUGUUGGGUCUGUGAUCCUGCGGCUGUGAGCAUGCAAAGCAACGAGCGACACCGAAACAAGAUCGCCGCGCCGACAUGGACGAACAGGCCGCUUAUAUUUUACAAAUGCACUUUAUUUUAUUUAUUCAUCUUUAGUUUGGAGCUGAGGAGGAGCGACACGGCACCAGUGGAGUCGGAUGAUUUUGCUUUCCUCCUUGAAGGCACUAAUAAGUGCCUUGGAGUUCUGGAGAAGUCCCUGAGCUUGAGCAGGUCGUGUGAGGAACCCAACCAGAGAUGGAAGUGGGUGUCUCGGGGGCGCCUGUUCAACCUGGGUACCUCGUUGUGUCUGGGUUUGAACACAGGAAACGUCACAUAUAAUCCAAAUGAUCCUCCCAUGGCCAUGUAUAUGUGUGAUCGAGCACCCCCCAGAGUGGAGUGGACCUGGAACUGCAAUGAGGUGCUGGAUAAGCUCAAUGUUCUCAUUCACUCCCAAACGUUCUGGAACGGGUCAACCAUCUCAUCUGCAACCAAAUGGACGUUGUAUGGAAAAGAGCAGAAGCUCUGCUCCAAAACAUAUCAAGAGAUCUACACAAUCCAGGGGAAUUCCUACGGCCGACCCUGCCACCUGCCCUUCAUGUACCACGGCCAGUGGUUUCAUACCUGCACAACCAGCGGGCGUGAAGAUGGCUAUCUUUGGUGUGCCACCACCUAUAACUACGAUACAGACCAAAGCUGGGGAUUCUGUCCUAUGAAGGGCAGCAGCUGUGAGGCCUUCUGGUAUACUGACCCUGUGACAGACAGCUGUUAUCAGUUUAACUUCCAGGCUACUUUGUCUUGGAGCGAGGCUCGGAUCAGCUGCCAACAGCAGGGGGCAGACCUGUUAAGCAUCGGCAAGCUACACGAGCAGACCUACAUCAAUGGUAUUCUAAACUCUCACAGCUCCGCUUUAUGGAUCGGACUCAAUGACUUGGAGCUCAGUGGAGGCUGGCAGUGGUCCGACUCCUCACCAGUCAAAUAUCUAAACUGGGAUCCAGACCAGCCGAGUCAUGUCGAGGAGGAGAACUGCGUCGUGGUCAGAUCUGAGUCAUCGGGUCGUUGGCAGAACCGAGAUUGCUCCGAUGCUUUACCCUAUGCCUGUAAGAAGAGGCCCAAUGCCACACUGGAUCCCUUCACUACAGAUUCAUGGGUGAAUGACUACAAAUAUGAGUGUGAUGUGGGCUGGCAGUCCUUCCAGGCUGGAUGCUACAAACUUUUCUCAGAGAAUAGGAGUUGGAAUGAAGCUCUGAAAACAUGCCAGAAGACAGACGCCAGUCUGGUUAGCAUCCAUACUCUACCUGAGCUGGAGUUCAUCAUUCGCAACCUGAAGAAAGACCUGGAGCAGUUAUGGAUCGGGCUCCAUGACUUGGACAUGCAAAUGGACUUCCAGUGGACCGACCACACACCCGUUACCCUAACCCCCUGGCACCCGUUUGAACCCAACAACUUUCGCAACACCCAAGAAGAUUGUGUUUCCAUGUGGGGCCCUGAAGGCCGUUGGGACGACAGUCCCUGUAAUCUGACUCUGCCGUUCAUCUGCAAGAAACCAGGAACAAAGAGUGAGGGGAAGCCACAAAACCAAGAGUGCAAACAGGGUUGGAAGUGGCACAGUCCAGCUUGUUAUUGGGUUGGAGAAGAUUUGUCCACUUUUGAUGAGGCCAGAAAAUCGUGUGAAGAACAGGGAGCCUCUCUUGUUACUAUCACAAACAGGUUCGAGCAGGCUUUCACCACUAGCCUGGUGUUUGGCCGCUCUGGAGAUUCGUUUUGGAUCGGGCUGAAUGACCAGGUGACUCACGGUUUAUUCCGCUGGCUAAGUGGAGAUGAAGUUUCCUACACCCACUGGAACCGAGACCAGCCUGAGAACAUCAGCGGUGGCUGUGUUGCGAUGGCAACAGGCUCUGCCACGGGGCUGUGGGAGGUGAAGGAGUGUGCCUCGGCAAAGGCGAAGUUCAUCUGCCGUCAGAAUCAGGAUGCAUCUCAGAACCCCGAACCCCCUGCUCCGCACCCCACUCCCAGCCUCAGCGGCACCUGUCCUUAUGGGUGGAAGAGCAACAGCAAACUGCGCUACUGUUACAAGGUCUUUCACAACGAUAACAAGGAGAUGAAGUUUAAAUGGGGAGAUGCUCACCUGUUCUGCCAGAAACACGGAGGGAAUCUGCUGAGCAUUGGCAGCCCUGAGGAGGAGCAGUUUGUCCUUGAGGUCCUUCAAAGGAUCUUUGGAGAGUUAGAGGAGCAUGAGCAUCGGUGGUUUUGGAUCGGUCUGAACCGCAGGAAUCCAACAGACAAUGGCAGCUGGAAGUGGAGCGAUGGACUGCCUUUGACAUACCAGAACUUUGGCCGCUACCACUACAGCACCCGACAGUGCGCUGCAGCUGACCUGGGCACUGUGACCUGGCAGCCCAUGCACUGUGACGCUCAGUUAGACUGGAUCUGCAAGAUUCCCAAAGGAAGUUCUGAGAUUGUACCAGAAGAAGCAGAAGGCACCAGUUCUCCAGAGUGGAUUCCCUUCCAUGAGGCUGAGUAUAAAUUUUUCGACCAUCGCACCACUUGGGACCAGGCCCAGAGGAUCUGCUCCUGGUUUCAUUCCUCUCUGGCCUCCGUCCACUCAGCUGAGGAAAAGGUUUUCCUGAGCAACAGUUUAAACAAGAUACUGAAGUCUGAUAUGGAUAGUUGGUGGCUGGGGCUCCGCACCUAUGAAAAUGACGGUCGUUUCCGCUGGUCUGACAACUCUGUGCUCAAUUAUGUUUCAUGGGAGCUCGGCAGGCCACUAACGGUGAGCCGUGAUCGCCGCUGUAUCAGCAUGUCAGUGAGCAAAGGAGAGUGGAGGGAUCAGAAAUGCCAUUCUGAUCUGCCCUACAUCUGUAAGAGGGUGAACGUUACAGGGACCUUUCCUCCGACGCCAUCAGCCCCUCAUCCCCCUUCAGGCUGUCCUAGUGGAUGGUCGCUCUAUCAGCAUAAGUGUUUCAAAGUAUUUGAGUUGCCUGUGGUCACAUGGGCUGCAGCCAAGCUGACAUGUGAAAGCAAGCGAGGCACACUGGCUCUGGUGUCCAAUCAUUUAGAUCAAGCUUUCCUCAUCACCUUGUUGAAGAACGUCAGCACUGACCUCUGGGUGGGUCUGACCUCAGACUCCGAGGGCCACUUCCGCUGGGCCCGAACCGGCCUUCUCAGCUACACCAAUUGGGCCCCCGGAGAGCCCAUAGACAACAGCGGCCCACAUCACAACAAGACGCGGGGCAACUGUGUAGCAAUGAUUUAUGGGAACCCCGAUAGGAGAACUGGGAUGUGGGCCUCCCGGGCCUGCGAGAUGGAGAACCUCGGCUACAUCUGUCAAAAGCAGCCAGAUCAAGCUCUUCCUCCGGCUCCGCCCCUUAUUCCUGACUCCUUGUUAAAGCCUGUGGAGCUAGGCGGAAGGACAUAUCGGAUUGUGAAGAAGCGUCUUGACUGGACUGGUGCUCUCCACAUCUGUGAAUCUUUGAACGGGACACUUGCAGAUGUAAAUGAUCCAUACCAACAGGCCUAUCUGACGCUGCUGAUCAACAGCCUGCACCAGUCAGCCUGGAUUUCUCUCUAUAACUAUGGAGGACGAAUCUUUACAUGGUUAGGUAAUGAAGAGGUCAAAUACUCCAACUGGAAGGAUGGAGAGCCCAAUCUGAUGGCUGGAUGCGGUCACAUGACCACUACAGGAGAGUGGACUACGACUCCCUGUGAUUAUAAAUUGGAGGCAGCUAUAUGUGAAAUUAGUGAUGAUCCUGUGUUUCAUCAGUGGAUCUACCCAGGACUGUGCCCCGACUCUGUUGGAGAGUGGGCCUGGGUCCCUUUCAGGAACCACUGCUAUGCCUUUAACCUGCAGCUACUUAAACUGCAACAGGACGCGCUCACAUCCUGCAAAAAAAUGGGAGCAGAACUUCUCUCCGUCCUGGAUGAGGUAGAGAACAACUUUAUAUGGGAGCACAUCCAGAGUUAUGCAGAACAGGCGCGUGGAGCUUGGCUGGGCAUCAGCAUUAAAGAGAGACGUCUUGUGUGGAACGAAGAUACAGACCUGUCAUUUACCAACUGGGAAUCCCGCAACGUCGCUUUUUCAGUGCUUUCGGCCAAUUCCUGCUUCUGGAUCCAGAGCAACAGCGGCCGGUGGAAGCCUGGCUCCUGCAGAAAUCUCACGCACGGGGUGAUCUGCAAAAAGCCUCGUAGUGCUGAAACAUCAGAUGUAACAGUGAAAUUGGACCAUGUGCCCAUUCUGAUAGUUGUCAUUGUGACGGCUUUGAUUCUGGUUCUGGCGAUGGCCACAGUGAUCUACCUGUACCGGCGGCGAACUGCGGGGUCACGCGGUUCAUAUGAAGGGGCUCGCUAUAGCCGCACCAACUCAGGCCACGGCGAGGAGGCCGAAAAGAACAUCUUGGUGUCCGACAUGGAGCUGAACGAGCAGCCGGAGUAGCUCCGGACUGACCUGUGGACUUGACCUGACCAGAUGAAGACUCUUAUUCUGAAACAGUUUUUUUUAACCCUUUUUAACUAAAUUUUUUUUUUUUUUUUUUUUUUAUUCUGAAAAGCUGUGUAGAACACAGCUAUUUUUUUUUCUAAUUGAAUCUCCAUUUUGGAAAAGAAAAGGAAGAAAUUGAACAAAUCAGAUACACCCAUCUGCUUUUUCCAAAAUGCGUAGGCAGCAUGCAAUUGAUCUACUGUGAAAAGUUUUAUUGCUGCUCAGAAAUAUUCAGCCCAAAAAACCGUCUUAUGAAAUAGAUCUCCUCGUCUUUUUCCAAAUUCAGUUUUAGCACACAGAGUCCUCUAGUCUUGUUCCUAUUCUGACUUAAAUCCACUUCUUCGUUGUCCAAGUUGACAGAUUUUCUUCUUGCAUUCCUUUGUAAGAUUUGUUUUGUCUUGUCAGUAUUAACCCAAACUUGAAUGCAUUUUUUGUUUUGCGUUUGUUUCUUUCACUUUAUGGUUAUCUGUGUAACUGUAGAGAAGCCUAAGCGGUGAAGUGUGUUUGUGGUUUUUAUGAGCUUGCCUCUCUCCCUCCUCUGCGACCUGACACGUCAGCAAAGGCUGUCAGGCUGGCGGCAGAGAGGGCAGAAAGAAGUCCAGAUGUGAACGUGUUAAAAGUGUGAAAGGGCUCGCUGACCUCAAACUUUCUGUAAGGGUGAACACUAUAAUUGUGCACAUAAGUAGGACCUUGCAGUAAAAGCUGGUCUUAAAUGGACUACAGUCUUUUUUAGUGCAGCACAACCUGGGGGGUUGUUUUGUUACAUCAGAUUUUGGAGUCACCAAAGCCUGAAAUCCAUACUGUGGUGGUUUUGCUCUUAGCCUUCAUCACUAGCGUGCGGUCUCUGAUCUACGAUUCUUGACUUUGUUUGCCUUGGCUCUUUGUACCACCAUCUGGAGCUGAUUCAGCAGUUUUUUGAGUGCAGUCAUUUUGUUUGAACGCUCUCUUAAAAACUGUCUGAUGCAUCUUGUUUGUAUGACCUGAGGUUCUUGUUACUGUAUGUUGCAUCAGCUUGGUUUUUUGUCCUGAAGAUGUCAUUUUUCUUGUAUGGAGCAGCUCUGUUUCUGCAGCAUCACUUGAACCGCCGUGAAGGAAAACAUCUUUAAUGUUGUUUUUACAUAUUUCAUUGCCAAAGACUGUCCAACCCACCAUCUGUGCAGGGUGCUUAAUAUCUCUUUAAGAUUUCAAACGUUUAACCUUCGUCCUUCAGCUCAUGCCUCUGAGUACAUUUCUCUUCCUCUCUCUCUGCUUGCAGGAAUGCUUUGGAGCCAUUUCAGUCUGAGGCUUUUGGUGUUUUACUAAGCUGCUGUGAAAAAAAAAAAAAAAAAAAAACUGAGGGGGAAGGGAGGAGGAGGAGAGGUGUGUGUGUGAUGUGCGUACGCAGCCUCCAGCUGCGGAAUGUUGAGUCGGCAAGAAGAGCUCAGUGGCACGUCUGGAACCAAUCAGAGAAGUAGAGCUUAGGGACACGAAGGGUCAGAAUGGGGGGGAAUAAAAGAAAAGGGAAAAGGAGGACGGGGGAGAAAAGGAAGUAAAAGGGGGAGAGCAAGGAGGAGUCAGAGAUGUAGGUAGGUAGAGGAAAGUUGGAUUUGAACAGAGGCAGCAUGUCCUCUGCUGGUGGAUUCAUGAAAAAGUCACAGCAGCCGAUCAAACUUGGGCGAUUAAGUGAUUCAAUAGUGUUCGCUUUCUUCCAUCUGUGAAACAGGUCUGGUCUCCCUGUGGAUAAACCUAAAGGACCUGUUGGAAUUUCUAAGGAUUUUUUGUGACAUUUUUAUAUGAAAUUAAUAAAGUUAAUUUCCUCAGAUUUG
This is a messenger RNA of Cyprinodon variegatus (sheepshead minnow), 6469 nucleotides long. RefSeq names its product mannose receptor, C type 2 (gene mrc2). The record is from RefSeq and is a predicted model, not a curated record. Gene Ontology annotation, molecular function: signaling receptor activity. The transcript has 29 exons. The coding region runs from base 204 to 4619 and encodes 1471 amino acids. NCBI's taxonomy places the organism in Eukaryota, Metazoa, Chordata, Actinopteri, Cyprinodontiformes, Cyprinodontidae.